ACCCCAUAUAUAUAUAUACUCCCCAAUAACAUAAUAUUCAUUCAAAACUUAUUCUUGUUUAUCACAUUCAACAAACCCAUAAAUAAAAUCAAUAUACUUAUUUUUUUUCUUGAUAAUUUUUUAUAUAUAAGCUGUAAAAAUGAUUUCUUCAUGGAGGAGAAAGAGGGCGAAUCGAGGUGGUGCCAGAGGCGAAGGUGGUUCGAAGAAAAAACCGACGGAACUCAUAAUUCCGAAUCAUUUCCGGUGUCCGAUAUCGUUAGAUAUAAUGAAGGAUCCGGUGACUUUAUCGACGGGAAUUACGUACGAUAGAGAAAGUAUUGAGAAGUGGAUAGACGCCGGUAACGUAACAUGUCCUAUGACUAAACAAGUCUUGAAAUCUCUUGAACCUAUCCCGAAUCAUAGUAUUCGAAGUAUGAUUCAAGAUUGGUGCGUUGAGAAUAAGUCUUAUGGUGUUGAACGGAUCCCUACUCCUAGGGUUCCUAUCAGCUCGGAUGAGGUGGGAUCCGUCUUGGAGAAAAUCUCCAAAACACAGACCCCACAAGAGUGCCGAGAAUUAGUAGAGAAAAUUAGUAAAGAAAUGAAGCAAAGUGAGCGGAAUAAAAAGUGCAUUGUAGCGAAUGGAGUAGGGAAAACCCUAGCACUUGCAUUUCAAUCUUUCGCCGAUAAUGAGGACGAAAUCGUCAUUUCACUACUAGAGGAAAUUAUGAUUGUUCUUAGCUCAAUCACUCCUUUUGAAUCAGAAGCCGAGGUUAGCCUUAGGUCACCAAAAUCUCUAGAGCGUUUGGUUUGGUUUCUUAAGCGCGGAGAUUUAUCAAGAAGGCGAAACGCAAUUUUAAUCCUUAAAGAACUUAUUUCAAGCCAUAAAGAUGAUCAAGAAACGGUUGUUGAUAAAUUAACUGAAUCAGAAGAAGCAAUGGACGAAUUAGUCAAACUAAUUAAAGAACCCAUUUGUCUAUCCUCAACAAAAGCUUCUCUAGUAAUUAUAUACAAUAUGAUAACACCUUAUAUAAUAUCCUUAAACAAGGGUGUUAUCAUAGGGAAGUUUAUUGAAAUGGGUUUAGUGACAUCAAUUUUGGACAUACUUGUCAAUGCUGAUAAAAGCAUUUGUGAGAAAGCCCUAGGAGUCCUCGAUGGCCUUUGCCGGUCCGAAAAAGGCCGAGAGGCGGCUUACAACCACGCACUGACCGUGCCAGUAGUGGUUAAAAAGAUACUAAGAGUUUCCGAUUUAGCAACCGAGUUUUCGGUGUCUAUACUUUUCAGGCUUUGCGAAAACGAAAAAAGAGAAAAUGGUGGGGUUAUAGUUGAAGCUCUUCAAGUGGGUGCAUUUCAAAAAUUAUUGUUGAUUUUACAAGUAGGUUGGAAUAUCAAUGAGAGGACUAAAGAAAAGGUUACUAAAUUAUUGAAGCUAUUGAAUCUUUGUAGGGAUAAGGUUGAAUGCAUAGAAUCUACAGAUUUCAAGGAUUUGAAGAGGCCAUUUUAAUUAGACUGUGUGUUAUUAUAUAUUAAUCUCUUAAUGUUAUUGUACAUGAUAUUAAUUAGUGAUUUUAGCAUACAUUUUUGCAAAAAGUAGUGUACAAAUUAUACAAAAGUAGUAUACUAUAGGGUAUAAAUUUAAAUAUGGAUAUACCAUUCUUUCUUAAUUAGCUAAAUCAAUAUAUCAUACGAAUUGGGA
Molecule: messenger RNA, 1672 nt
Organism: Amaranthus tricolor (Joseph's coat)
Lineage: Eukaryota; Viridiplantae; Streptophyta; Magnoliopsida; Caryophyllales; Amaranthaceae
Product: U-box domain-containing protein 21-like
Exons: 1
Coding region: 140-1480 (446 amino acids)
Biological process (GO): protein ubiquitination
Molecular function (GO): ubiquitin protein ligase activity
Source: RefSeq, a predicted model, not a curated record